GGGAUCUUAUUCUUUUUCUUCUUUUUUAUGUUUAUUUGCUUUGCUUGUUUGAACUUAAGGACACAACUCUAAAUCAAUUUAUCGUCUCCUGUGGACAGUUUCCAUGUGAAAGGAUGAAACCGCUCUGAAAUUAGAAGGUUAACAAAUUCAAUUCCAAGAAAAAAAUGUUGGUGAUAAAAGAGCUACCAGGCACCCUCUUCUCUUCUUCAAUGUUUCCAGAUCAUGCACCGCAAGAUGUACAUCUUUAUACUACUUUUGUUGGAGGAAGUCGAAAUAAAGAACUUGCAAAAGCUUCAAGAGAUGAAUUGAAGCAGAUAGUGACUUCUGAUCUCAGACAGUUGUUAGGUGCUGAGGGAGAACCCGCAUAUCUGAAUCACUUCUACUGGAGUAAAGCAUUUCCUCUGUAUGGGAAAAACUAUGAUUCAGUCAUCGAAGCUAUUGACAAGAUGGAAAGAGAUCUUCCAGGAUUUUUCUAUGCAGGUAAUCACAAGGGUGGUUUAUCAGUUGGCAAAGCAAUUGCGUCUGGGUGCCAGGCAGCUGAUCUAGUAAUCUCGUAUCUGGACUCUGCUUCAAAUGAUAAGAAAAACUUUCAUUGAAGACGACAAAGUCAGAGAAAAAGCAGCUGAACUAAUGGCAUUAUUUUAUGUGGAAUUUCCGUCUCAAUUCAGCAUGCUGUUGCAUGGUCGUGAGAGACCAGAACAUGAGCACGAGCAUUUACAAGUGGGCUGGAUAAGGCUAUUUGUUAACCUUAGAAACCAUAUUUAUCAUAUCAUUAGUACACCGAUUCAUUUCUCCAUGCCUCUGUUGAAGCUUGUCCAUUUAUUCCUGGCACCCAUUUGAGUUUUUGUUGACAAUAGGAACCUAUCACAGUUUCUCUUGCUCUUUUGUCCUCUUAUUUUGUGUUUUUCCAAUUUACUAAUGUGACAGAACUUUAUGCUUGUCUUAUAUUUACAAAGGGAAUCCUUUUGUUUGUCCCAGGAAGAAAAGGAAAACUUGAUUUGCAUGCAAAA
This is a messenger RNA of Olea europaea var. sylvestris, 1010 nucleotides long. Its product is annotated as protoporphyrinogen oxidase 2, chloroplastic/mitochondrial-like. Gene Ontology annotation, cellular component: mitochondrial inner membrane. Gene Ontology annotation, molecular function: protoporphyrinogen oxidase activity, oxygen as acceptor. NCBI's taxonomy places the organism in Eukaryota, Viridiplantae, Streptophyta, Magnoliopsida, Lamiales, Oleaceae. The transcript has 6 exons. The record is from RefSeq and is a predicted model, not a curated record. Gene Ontology annotation, biological process: heme biosynthetic process. Bases 165 to 596 code for a protein of 143 amino acids.